AUGUUGGACAAGCUGGGUGGGACCUACGCUCCCCGUCCUUCCCCCGGUCCCCACAAGCUCCGUGAAUCGCUCCCCCUUACCAUCUUCCUCCGCAACAGGUUGAAGUAUGCCUUGACUGGACGCGAGGUUACCGCCAUUGUCAAGCAGCGAUUGAUCAAGAUCGACAAUAAAGUUCGAACUGACCCUACCUACCCCGCUGGCUUCAUGGAUGUCAUCUCGAUUGAAAAGUCUGGCGAGCACUUCCGUCUCCUCUACGACGUCAAGGGACGCUUCACCAUUCACCGUAUCACCCCCGAGGAGGCCACCUACAAGCUCCUUAAGGUCCGCAAGGUCGCCCUUGGAGCCAAGGGUGUCCCCCAUAUCGUCACCCACGACGGCCGUACCAUCCGAUACCCUGAUCCCCUCAUCAAGGUUAACGACACCGUCAAAUUCGACCUCGAGCAAAAUAAGAUUACCGAGUUUGUCAAGUUCGACACGGGCAACAUUGUCAUGGUCACUGGUGGACGUAACAUGGGUCGUGCUGGUGUCAUUGUGCACCGAGAGAAGCACAUUGGUGGUUUCGAUAUCGUACACGUGAAGGAUUCGUUGGAGCGAACAUUCGCUACUCGUGUCACCAACAUUUUCGUCAUCGGUGAGGGUACGAAGCCUUGGAUAUCACUGCCCAAGGGCAAGGGCACCAAGCUUACCAUCUCGGAGGAACGUGAUGUCAGGAGAAAGCGCGCUGCUGAGCAAUAA
This is a messenger RNA of Pleurotus ostreatus (oyster mushroom), 735 nucleotides long. It is a transcript of the gene RPS4, whose product is annotated as 40S ribosomal protein S4. The coding region runs from base 1 to 735 and encodes 244 amino acids. The transcript is spliced from 4 exons. The record is from RefSeq and is a predicted model, not a curated record. Gene Ontology annotation, molecular function: structural constituent of ribosome; RNA binding. Lineage: Eukaryota; Fungi; Basidiomycota; Agaricomycetes; Agaricales; Pleurotaceae. Gene Ontology annotation, biological process: translation. Gene Ontology annotation, cellular component: cytosolic small ribosomal subunit; ribosome.